Molecule: messenger RNA, 288 nt
Organism: Saprolegnia parasitica CBS 223.65
Lineage: Eukaryota; Oomycota; Saprolegniomycetes; Saprolegniales; Saprolegniaceae
Exons: 1
Source: RefSeq, a predicted model, not a curated record
AUGGCAACAGGAGGGUCAACCGAGCCGUCGGGCCGAUGGCACCGCUACAAGGCUGCGACUGAAGCCUUUGUCGGCUGGCUGCAGCGCACGGCGGCAAAGAAGAAGAAGGCCCAGGCGACGGCCGAAGCGUGGACCACAGGCCAGAUCUGGGCAGCAGCCAUCACCGUCGCCGAGGCAGGCGUCCCAGUCCCGACCGACGUCUUGCGCCACCUGGCGACAAGCAUCCGCCUACGCUGGCAGGCUUCCCGGUGCUUGCCGCACGAAGAAGGCCACCUCUACUUUCUCAAC